Durotheca rogersii is the source of this 1038-nucleotide messenger RNA. RefSeq lists its product as uncharacterized. The record is from RefSeq and is a predicted model, not a curated record. The coding region runs from base 135 to 377 and encodes 80 amino acids. The transcript is spliced from 2 exons. Lineage: Eukaryota; Fungi; Ascomycota; Sordariomycetes; Xylariales; Xylariaceae.
GUAUAUUGAUAGGUACGUGCCGGAUUUCGAUACAUUGUCCCUGCUCUUCGAUGGCUUCACCGGAUACGUCGGCGGCUUUUUUGAAAUAUGAUUUAUGAUACGGGCAAUACUAGGGAACCGAUACCAGAUGAGCGAUGCUGGCUGGAUUGGCUGGAUUGUUGUUGUAUUGUUGUAGGGCCGUCAGGUUGGUGUUGUUGCACUCCACCUACACCGAACGCACCCCCCGCCCCCCCCCCAGCUUCAACCCUCUUCCUCCUCCGAUGCGCAAUACGCCGUACAUUCACAUUCAACCGUAUACGCCCUCGAAUCAUAGCAGGUUAAUUAGCCAACACGCCAAAACUUCCAGUCUUGUCGUCCACUUGUGGACCCCGUCUUAGCACGCCUUCGAUAUCGCAAUGGAAUAUCCAUGUGUAGGUUAGUUAGGAACGCCAUAGGGAGGUAGCGUAUACGUGUGCGUCUACGUCGAGGUUACCUCAUGUAGUGUCGGCACGAGAAAGAAGCUGCAUGCAUGCGCGUCCAGAUGGCGAAUAUAUGUCCACUCGACCUGCUGGUGGUGAGAUGUCACGUCGCCGCAUCCGCUUGACUAUCUACCGAGGGAGGGCAUCAGAGCCAUGUCAUCUAUCCGUCCCACCUACGUACCUAACCUAGUCUCGACGAUUCUCGCCACGUCUGCGGCUGCAUAGAAUAUUUCUCAUGGACCCUGAUAGGACUACCUAUGGGAUGGGGGUGGUGACAGUGGUUAAUAUGUGCAUAUUCAUCUCGUACCCUCUCCUCACCCCCCCCCCUUGUCGCCCUCAUUCGGAGCUUUAGGCGUGCGGCUGUAGGAGGAUGUAGGCAUGUGCGUAGUGCCGGUGGUCGAUCUUAGAGACGCAGAACGCCGCCAUCCCAGCCCCAACCCCUGGGCUGCAUUUCCCAAUGGCAAGGUUAGGUCGAGAACAGGUUCCGGCAGACCAGAAGCUGGAAGCGACAGCGGAGGGUGUGGGCUCGCGGAUAAUGAAGCAAUAUAUGUCAGCGCGGGCGUGGGUGGGUGUAUAAUAG